AUGAGCUCAGACAUGAUCAUGAAAAAUUUGAAAAACUUUUUGCUGAACUUGGAUUCUACUAGCUCGAUAGCAAGAAGUCGUAUUAACUCGAUAAGAUUUACUAAAACUAGUGCAUCGUCCGUCUCGAGCUACAAAUCAGCCUAUUCUUCGUUUCCAUCAACACCUCCAAUAAAUGCUUCAAAGUCUAAAAAGUCUCCUAUAACACCAAACCUUUUGUUAACUCCUGGCAACGACUCAGUAUUUCUGUCACCUUCAACUUCUACUGCAAUGCCGCUCUUACCUCAAGAUUGGUUAGGAAAAUCCUUAGAUGAUAAAAUGACAGCUCUGAUGGAACAACUUCUGCCUUCUGAACAAUCCAUGAAGAAGAAGUUUGAACACCUGAGUACUCAGAUUGAGGAGUUAAAAACUGAACAGUCUAAUACUACUGAAAAAUUAGAAGAAGUCACUAAGAAUGUACAGGUGAAUGCUGAUGCUAUUUCCAAGAUUGAUAGAGAACUCUCCGAGGUAAAAUCCCAGGUGGAAACUGAUAAGGAAUCAAUGCAAGAGAAACUAUCGUCUCUGCGUAACCCAAAUCCAGUAGGAUCCACUUCCAGUUCACCUACUAUUUCUUCAGCGACCCAAAGCACGGCUGAAUCAGUUUUCUCAGGCAUCCCGGACCCUGUUAUUGAUAAACUGCCUCCGACGGACAUUUCAACUUCUAUUCUCAACUAUUUAAAAUUACCUCAUCUAACAAGUGAUGUCUUGAAUAUUCGAAAAUUUGAUAGACAGACGAAAAAAAAUGUGGGCAGUACUAGAAAUGAAAACGCGCCUUCCUUGCACUCGUUUCUAGUCUACAUGAAAUCAUCACAGAUAACUUUGCCCAGAUCUCCUUCAGAUACAAGACCAAUAGCAAAUCUGUCUCAUUUAGAAAAAGUAUUUGAAAGAAUAGUUGCAAAUCAGCUGGUAACUUACCUGGAAGACAAUUCAUUACUUGAUCGGUGUCAAUUAGGAUUUCGUAAACAUCGCAGUACGCAAACGGCAUUAUUAAAACUCAUAGACGACGUUAGGGGAGCAAUGGAUAAAAACCAAUUCACUAUACUGGUGCUAUUUGACCUGAGUAAAGCCUUUGACUACGUUGAUCCCAAAGUCAUACUAACUUCUCUGUAUGAACUAGGUUUCUCUACAGAAGUGAUAAAUUGGUUUUUCUCCUAUCUGUCAAACCGUCCCCAAUCCAUACUAAACGACCAUGGAACUCCAAUUGAACUUUUAAAAACCUCGUCGGGUGUUCCUCAAGACUCUGUACUUGGCCCAAUUUUAUUUUUAAUCGUUAUAAACUCUGUAGCCAGGUGGAUAAUUUUUUGUAAAUAUGGCCUGUUUGCUGACGACAUGUACAUCUACCGACAUUGCUUCGCUUACCAGUUCCAUGAUGCGGCUCAGCAAGUCACUGCUGAUUCACAAGCAAUUGCCGACUGGGCACGUUCUCAUGGAUUGAUGAUUAAUUUGUCUAAAACUAUGGCGAUGAUUUUGGGAUCUAGUAGUAAAUUGAAACAAUUACAAUCCCUGGAUGUUCCUCCUAUUCUAAUUGACAACUCACAAAUUCCUUACGUGAAUUCUACAAAAUGCUUAGGGCUCAUAAUUGAUCAAAAUUUAUCCUGGAAUAGUCACAUCUUACAGACUACCAGGAAAGUUAAUUUUGCUCUUCAUAGUCUUAAGGUCCGAAAAAAUAUUUAUACUACUGAGAUAAGAAAGCUCCUGGUGACAGCUACUAUCCUACCUCUAAUUGAUUACUGCUCUAUUGUUCUUAUUGAUUCGACUUCAGAGAAUAAUCUGAAGCUACAAAGAGCUGUCAACUCUUCAAUUAGAUUUAUCUUCAAUCUCAAAAAAGAUUACUUUAUUAGUCCUUACCGUCAAGAACUGGGAUGGCUUACAAUUAAAUAUCGUUGA
This is a messenger RNA of Microplitis mediator, 1923 nucleotides long. RefSeq lists its product as uncharacterized. The record is from RefSeq and is a predicted model, not a curated record. Lineage: Eukaryota; Metazoa; Arthropoda; Insecta; Hymenoptera; Braconidae. The transcript has 3 exons. Bases 1 to 1923 code for a protein of 640 amino acids.